CCACAUGAAAACCUAACACUUGAAAAGAUGUAGAUAUUUCAUCUUAUCGCUUAUGUUUUAUUCUGGUAGCAUUUUUUAAUUUCUUUGAAAAAUAUUUCUGAAAAUUUCAAAACUGUAAAUUGUAAGAUCCUGCGUUAAACUUAAAAUAUUUUCAAAGGAAUAACUAUGAUAUAAUUAACAUUGAUGGUUUUUAAUGUUGAUUAUAGAACUAGUUAUCAUAAAAAAUCUACAUUUUACCAUAUUUGGCAUACUAUAUCAAAUAUCUAAGUAUAGUUGAUAACCAUCGCAUAUUUUCGCCAAUGUUUAGUUCACACAGGAGUCGAGUACCAAAUCUUUUACUCCAAUUGUUAAAUUACAACAAAGUUACCAUCGAGAUUGUUGCUAUCAUUUAAAUCCACAAAUGACAUGGUAAAGUUUUUAAUGAUUAUAUUUAUUAUAAUUGUGGACAAUAUUAUUUAUAAAAAUACUAUUUCACAAAAUGUUAAAAACUUUCAAUUUUCAGGCAUGAGACUGCAAAUGAGAUACUUGCUGAAAUAAAAAAAACAUGGUGCAUGUUAUAUCCUGGGUACCAAAAUCAAGGGUUGAAAUGCAAAAUUACCCCCCUUAAAUCAAUUAAACAAAUAGGACCAACUUGUGGAUUGGUUGUAUUAUGCAUGGCUGAACCUUUAUCAGAUUUUAGUGAACCUCGCGUGACAAUUGAUUUAUUGUAUAAUGAAGCAAAAAAACGAGGUUUCACUAAAUUAGGUGAAAUGUUUUCUACUUCCCAAAUGUGUGAAAUGGCUGAUUUAUUUUUAGCUAACUGGUACAAAAUUUAUCAUAUUAAUUAUUCACUCAUCAAGGAUAAGUCAUUUAUUGUAAAAUUGAUAAAAGAUGAUUGUUUAAUCAUUAUAUGUUAUGAUGAUGAUCGCAAUAUGAUGCCAACAGUUAACCAAGGACACACAGCACACUGGGCAAUAAUUUGUGGAAUGAUAGGAGAAGACCAUGUUAUAGCGAGACAUGGAAAAAAAUCAAAAUAUAGUGUGUGGCCCAUAAAUGAUUUAGCAGCUAGUAAUGAUGGAUUAAUAGAAGUGAAACCUACUUUAUAUCUAAACAUGGAUCAUUACGUUAUACCUAAAGAUGGUAUUAUAAAAAAAAGUCUAGCAUCACAAUUCAUGGUUUUAAAACCAAAGAACAAAUCUAAAACAUUAAAUAUUCAGUUUUGAUGAUUAUGACAAGUAUACAGAAAAAAAAUUUUAAAUUAAAUUUGUCUUAAAACAUAACAUUUGGAUUAUUGUUGAAAGUGUUAAAUUAAGAAUCAAGCUAAUUUGUAUGAAAAGUUAUGUAUGUAAGUAAAGAGUCCAAUGUUUAACACAACGUAGCACAUGGUCUAUAUUUAAUAGUUACCAUUUUAAUUUAUAAUUUUGAUUUUAAUAUUAUAAGUUAAUAAAUAUUAUAUAUUUAUAUUAUUUUUUAAAAA
This is a messenger RNA of Daktulosphaira vitifoliae (grape phylloxera), 1456 nucleotides long. RefSeq names its product UPF0692 protein CG33108-like. Bases 552 to 1202 code for a protein of 216 amino acids. The record is from RefSeq and is a predicted model, not a curated record. Lineage: Eukaryota; Metazoa; Arthropoda; Insecta; Hemiptera; Phylloxeridae. The transcript has 5 exons.